CUUAGAAAGAAGAAUGCUAAAAUUCCUGAACUUAGAAAGAAGGUUGCUGAAUUUAAAAAGAAAUAUACUGAAAUUGAGGCUGAAUAUAUAAGACAAAUUAUUAGAGGUAGUUCUAAAUGUGAAGCUAAGUAUACAAAACUCAAAAAAGAUACUACUAACAUCAAAACUGAAAAUGCUGAAUUUAAAGCUAGA
Molecule: messenger RNA, 192 nt
Organism: Racocetra fulgida
Lineage: Eukaryota; Fungi; Glomeromycota; Glomeromycetes; Diversisporales; Gigasporaceae
Source: the annotation of a GenBank genome assembly